Molecule: messenger RNA, 2676 nt
Organism: Loa loa (African eye worm)
Lineage: Eukaryota; Metazoa; Nematoda; Chromadorea; Rhabditida; Onchocercidae
Exons: 11
Coding region: 25-1782 (585 amino acids)
Biological process (GO): regulation of alternative mRNA splicing, via spliceosome; mRNA splicing, via spliceosome
Cellular component (GO): cytoplasm; nucleus
Molecular function (GO): mRNA binding
Source: RefSeq, a predicted model, not a curated record
UUGUAGGUGUUUGGCUUGAACCCGAUGGCUAACGAUAUUGCAAGUGAUACAAUGGACGAUAACAAAGAUAAUGAAGGCAAUUCGGCUAUUAUGCAAGGGACUAUGUCGGCUGGACAAAAGCGUGCUCGUGAUGAACGUGGUGGGCCAGCAACGAAGAAAGCGCAUGUUUCAGAUACAGAGGACAAUAUAGUGCAGGUGAAAGUACUGAUUCCCUCAGCGGCUGUUGGUGCUUUAAUUGGCAAAGGUGGAGAAACGAUGCGUAAUUUAAAAAGCGAAUCCGGCUGUCGUUUGCAAAUGAGUAAAAAUCAGGAAGUAUAUCCAGGAACCAAUGAACGUAUUUGUUUGGUGAAGGGAAAAAUCGCAUCUGUCCUGAAAGUUUCCGAUGUGAUUUUGGAGAAAAUUCGUGAGAAAGUGGACAACAAUACCCCGUCAGAUAUUUUCGAUCAUAAAGGAAUGGAACGCAAAAAUGAGAUGAAACUCGUGGUGCCAAAUACUUCGGCCGGAAUGGUGAUUGGUAAGAGUGGUGCGCGUAUCAAGGAAAUUCGUGAGCAGACUGGGGCAAAUAUCCAAGUCUAUCCCAAAGCUGGUAGCCAGGAAGCUAAAGUAAGCCAAGAGCGGAUCAUCACGAUAGCUGCUGAACAGGAUGAAGUUCUCAUGGAUGCUCUUCAACGUGUCUUGGAAAAGGUAGCAGCAGAUCCGCAGCAUGCCAUGGCAACAAUACCAGAUCAUAAGGAUGAUAGUUUUGGUCCUGCUAGUGGCUUGUUGCAUGGAAUAGGUGGUGGUGUCCAGGGCCAGACGAUUCAGCCUUUCGAUUUCAGCAAUCGUAGCCAGAAUGCACCCCAGUUUGGUGGUGCUCCAGCAGUGCAGCAAAACCAUUUUGGACAGAUCAGUCAUGCUGCUGCGCAAGUUUGGCAGCCGAAUCAGCAAAGAGCUUUAGAAGCGACAUAUGCAGCACCAGCAAAAGAUUUAUAUCAGCAGAACAAUAUGGCUGGUUUUAAAUUUAACCCCAUGCAAGGCUUAGGGAAUAAUGAGUUGCUAGCAUUCCUGGACAGUUUGCAAUCAACUUUACGCACAUCUGGCUUCAAUGAGACAAGUGUAGCAGAAGUUAUGCAAGCCAUGCAGAUUUUGGCAAAAUAUAAUAUCAUGGGUUUGGGUCUUGGACUCGGUGUUGCCGCAAUGGCACAGAUGCGGACGAACGAAACUCCCUCUUUGACUUCCUCUCAAAGUUUAUCACAGCCGCAACGAUUCGAGACCACUAACUUAUCAGGUACAUCCGCUACUGUCGAAAAUGCUGAUCGACGAUUCUCUGGUGGAGCAGGCGGAGGAAGUGGUGCAUCAGGAGGAACAGCAGGAGUAACAUCAGGCGGAGGACAAAACGAUUUAAGCAAAUCACUGAGUGGCGUUGGUGGCGUUCUGAUCGAUGUAUUAAGCCAGAAUAAACAAAACAGUAGCUCAUCGAGCGGACAAAAUUUUGCUGCUUCCGUAAUUAAGGAAAAGAUUAUCGACAACAAUCAUAUUGAUCUCGAGAUUCCGGAUACUAUUGUCGGAGCAAUCCUUGGCCCAAGAGCUAAGACACUGGCUGAAAUUCAGCAUUUAAGCGGUUGUAAAGUGGAAGUACACAAACGUGGUACAGCUGCAGGGCAAGGGAAUCGUCUUGUAAGCUUAACUGGAGAUGUGGAUUGCAUACGUAAUGGACGUAUGAUGAUUGAUAAAGUUAUCAACGAUGAACAAAUGCGUCGUAAUCAGCAGGCACAAAAUAAUGCACGUGGCGGAUUUCGUUGAUAUUUUUGGAGUUUUCUUUUUUUUAAAUGAUAAUCGUCUUUUACUACUUUCAAUUCUUUUUCUUUCGGUUUACUUGUCAUUUGGAAUAAUCGGUCAAGUGUAGAAUAACCAUCCUGGACGUGCACUUGUUUUUUGUUUUAGUGUUAUUUUAAAUUCCUUUUUUCAAGAAUCCUCAAUAAUAUUAUUUUGUUUAGGCUUAAACUUCCAUCUUUCUUUCCUUCAUUUGCAACAAAGAUUCUUUAAGAUAAUUUUUUUAUGUUGAUCAAAUUUUCUGAUUUUUUAAAACUGUAGUUCGGAAAUGAAUCUGCUUCUUAUAUUCCUUGUAAGCAGAAUUGUAAUCUCAGCCACAGUUGAGAAUAUUGAUAUCUUGUUAAUGUAACCUUUGGCCAUCCAUUAACUUAUACAGAUGAGUCUUCAGGAUACGAGUGAGUGGGCGGGCCACCAUGAUGAAUUUGGCUGAACUGGUAACAUCCAAACUAUUUUCUACCUUGAUAGAAUGGAUUAGACCUAACCUAGGCGCUCUGACUUUUAUUUGCAUCGAAUUACAGGCUUGCUUUGCGACAACUGCAUUAUUAUGCUCCCUUAUCUUGAUGACAGUUUUGUUUCAAUUUUUUUAGAUUAAGUAUCUUUUCAGAGCUUGAUUAAAUCGUAUUUCUUUUGCUAUAUUUCUACUGAAUCCUGUCCUGCGGUUCUUCUGCUCUCUGCUUGGAAAGGCUGAGAGGGUAACGGAAGCGGUCUCCAUAUGUGAAGGACCAAAAGUCAGAAAAGGUCAUUGGUAAAACUCCUAAAAACUUAUGUUCUGUUUGUGUACUUCUAAUAAUCCCCAUUCAUUGUUAUCAUCUUUGUUUUGGAUUGUUACUAUUGGAAUUAUUUUUGAUUUUCCAUUAAGUCUCC